UUUACCACACCACACCACACACCCUGAGCCCUCAAACCCUUACCGCAUUCAUUCGCUCUCUCUUUCCUUCGCUCUAUCUUUCUACCUCUCUCCCUCUCUCUCUAUCUAUCUUAUACCCUGCAAUUCGCAAACCCUACCCUCUCAAUCUUCGACGCGCACUUCAACGUUCAACCCUACCUCUCUCUCGCAUUCCUUCGUCUAUUCGCAUUUCCUCUCCUUCUUCUGUUCCGUUUUCGGAUCUCUCUGUUUUCGAAUUCCGACAAUCCCGAACUCCACGGCGAUGGGCGACGGCAAGGUCAAUCUCCCUGACGAUCUCUUCCUCUCCAAGACUUCUGAUUCCCUCAGAGAUGAAGCAUCCGGAGGACAUGGUGGGGAGAAAGGAAUUGCAGCGCUACUUGAUGAUUCGAAAGAUCAAUUGUCAUCUGACAACAGCAUACCCCUAUCCCCACAGUGGCUGUAUUCCAAACCUGUUGAUGCAAGGACAACUGCCAAUCCGGUGGGGGUGAACUCAACUGAUCCCAUACUGAAAGAUAGUUGGCGUUUGGAGGGGUCCCAGGACAAGAAAGACUGGAGGAGGGCAGCUCCUGAUGUUGACAUCAGUCGCCGCUGGCGUGAAGAGGAGAGGGAAACAAGCUUGCUUGGGAGAAGGGAUCGCAGAAAAGAAGAUCGUCGUUUGGAGAAUACUUCAACAUCAGAGAAUAGAUCCUUGCCCUCUGAUCGCUGGCACGAGAGCCGUGGUUCUGGCCAUGACUCUAGAAGAGAGAAUAAGUGGUCAUCAAGAUGGGGUCCUGAAGAUAAAGAGAAGGAUUCUAGAAGUGAAAAAAGAAACGAUGUUGAGAAGGAAGAUGGUCACACUGAAAAACAGUCUUCUGUUGGUGGCAAUCGCAUUGGGUCUGACCGUGACACUGAUUCUCGUGAUAAAUGGAGGCCACGACAUCGAUUGGAAGCUCAAGCUGCUGGUGUGGCUACAUACCGUGCUGCACCUGGAUUUGGGCUGGAGAAAGGACGUAUAGAAGGCUCCAAUGUGCGAUUUUCACCAGGAAGAGGAAGGGCUAACCUUAAUGGAAACUUACAAAUUGUAAGGUCUCCUAUAGGCUCUAGUCUUGGAUCUGCACUUGUGGAUAGGAAUAAAACUAUACUGGGGAAGUCUAGCCUUGGUGCCGAUUUGUAUUACUACCCGAGGGGUAAGCUCCUUGACAUAUAUCGCAAGCAAAAGGUUGAUCCAAAUUUUGAUAGCCUGCCUUCUGAGAUGGAGUAUACAUCGCCCUUUACUGAACCUGGUGCUGUUGAACCAUUAGCAUUUGUUGCUCCUGGUGCUGAGGAAGAGGUUGUCCUUAAAGAAAUAUGGAAAGGAAAAAUUACUAGCAGUGAAGUUGCGGGCUAUUCCUUUAGAGGAAGGGAUGGAGGGUCAAAUGAUGAUAUUUCAGGCCCUGUUAUUGUAAGUGAAGGAAAACAGCAACCUUCCAUUGGCAGCAGUGCAAAGGUUAUAUCAGGAAGUGAUAUCUCGGAUGAUUCUGAUCAAAUAUUAAUUAGUUCAGCAUCAACUGCUGGUGGUUUAUUGAGAAACAUUGUUGGGGAAGUUGCAACUGUCCAAGAUGGCAAGCAGAAACAAAUGCCUGCUAUUGGUGUGCAUGGCAGAGAUGAGAGUUCUGUUAGCAGGAUUGGAGACGGCAGCAUUCCAGGAAACAAAGUUGUUGAAUCAGCAACUUUUGAUCUCCAUCAGGGACAAUCUUUAGCUUUUCUGGAACAUGCUAAUCGGAAUGGUGUUGAUUCAAUUGGUGGUUCUGAAAUCAAUAGCAGUCUACCUGAUGAUUCUCGCAAUCUCUUUGAUUUUUCAUCUCUGCAGCAAACUCCAAACAUUAAUCAACAGGACUUCAAAGUUAAUGAGAAGACAUAUGUGCCUGAAAGUGUUAUUGCUCUUGAGGAGUUGAGUUUGUGCUAUCUGGAUCCUCAAGGGGAAAUUCAAGGACCCUUUCUUGGGAUUGACAUUAUUUUGUGGUUCGAACAAGGAUUUUUUGGAAUGGACUUGCCUGUUCGCUUGUCAGAUGCUCCUGAAGGAUCACCAUUUCACGAACUUGGUGACAUUAUGCCUCAUUUGAAAGUCAAGUCAGGAUUAGGCUCUGGUAGUAAUAGGGUUAUUCAAUCAGAACCUUCUGAUGCCAUUGGAAGGAACCUAAAAGUAGAUGUGCAUAAUUUUGAUUAUGAUGGGUCUUCUGCCAGCGAUGAUCAACCUUGGUCUUCUUCCCGACCUGAUACUAGCUCAAGUGUUGGUAUUCCUUCUCAAAUACCCAAUCAAAGUUAUCACUCUGAGGUCAAGUUCUCUGAUGAUCAGGGCUUCGGUAAUAUUGUUGCACAUGAUGAGGAUAUCUCUUUGUCAAAAUUGGCUGGAAGCAUAAAUGAUAAACCUUUGAUGAGGCCUAUGGAUGUCAAUGCUUUGCAUUCUCAUCCUACUGGAAAACCUGUUGCCAAUGAAGUUGCAGUGAGUGAUUCUCACCAUGAAGCUGAUAAGUUGCACCCAUUUGGGUUAUUGAUGUCUGAACUCAGAGAUGGUUCUCAUUUAAGGCGUGCACAAUCUUCCAAUAGUUCUAUGAGGUUGGGUGAUCAGGGUCAUUUUCUAGAUCCGUUAAUGGAUAGAGAUGCUCCUUUUACUGAUCAACAAAGCUGUAUUAGUGGCAUGGUUAAUCAACCUUCUUUCAGGGAGAAAUGGGGUGAUAAAUAUGGGACAAUUAGACAUUUUCAGGAAGAUCAGUUCCUUUCCCAUAUGGGACAAAUUCAGAAAGAAAGGCUUCAGCAGCAGAGUAAUAUAUCUAAUCAUUUCCCUGCUCAUCUUAAUGGGUCAGAGUUAGAGAGGUUUCCAGGUUUUGCACUUUCGCAGAACAUGAACUCCAACCUACAGCAGAUGAUGCAGAAUUCUGGGUCAGAUUUUGAACGUAUUCUGGAACAUCAGAUUCAACAAUACCAGCUUGAGUUACAGCAACAGCAAGAUAUGCAUCACCAACAAUUAUUACACCAACAGAUGAAACUUCAGCCCCAGCAACAGUCUCAAGUCCAACAAUUGCUUCAUGAACAGUUUAUGCAGCAGCCAAUCCCUGAUCCCAACUUUGGGCAGUCCAAACAUGAUAUUUCGAGGGAUAACCUGUUAGAUCAGGUACAAAUGAGGAGAUAUAUUAAUGACUUGCAUCUGAAUUCACAUUCUUUAAGGCACCUUGAUCCAUCAAUGGAACAUAUUAUCCAAGCAAAUAUGGGCCUCAAUGCUGCACAAGGAAGGCAAGCUGAUUUGUCAGACCUCUUGUUGCAAGCAAGGCAUGGUAAUAUAUUACCUUCUGAACAACAGCUUCAUUUUCAGCAAGAUCAGUUGCAGGCACAGCAGCUAUCUUUGGCUCUUAGACAGCAGUUAGGCUUAGAUGGAGAAAGGCAUUUUGGUAGGUCAUGGCCAAUUAAUGAAACAGGACAGUUGAUUAGAAAUCCUGGAACCCAUCAACUAGGUCUUUCAGCAGGAUUUAAUGUUUCAGAUAUUCACAAACAGCAGCAGAGGCUUGUGACACAAGAGGAGCAAUUAAAUUACUUGGGGAGGAAUCUUCCAGAGCAGAACCAGAGAGGGUUCUAUGAUAAUCCUAUGAUGUUUGAGAGGUCUGCACCUAUUUCCCAAGGAAGGGAAUUACAUGACCGUCGUCGCUAUUUACAUCGAGGUGAUCAGAUGGAUUCUUUAUCCUCUCAUCAUCUACAACCUACUGACGAUCUCUUUGGUCACCACCCUGAUGCCUUCAAGGGUUCACUCCACGUCAACAAUGGACAUGUGGAAAAUAGCUGGAUUGAUCCCCGGGUGCAACUACAGCAGCAUCUUGAAGCUGUGAGGCAGAGAAGAGAGUUAGGCGAUACUGUUUCAUCAACAGAUCUGAACAUGUCUGGAUCUGUUGGCUCUCAUGAAGACAGUUCCGCACGAGGUUUUAUGGACCUACUUCAUAAAAAACUGGGUGUUCAAUCCGCACAACCAUCAGCUGUUGAUAAAUGGCAUCCUCUUUCAUCAAGAAGUGACAAAUCUUGGCAUGUUCCAGAGGCUAGUUCAAUAAUGCAUCCUUUUGAGCUUCAGCCUGAUCAUCAGCAAGUCCAUCUGAAUGACCCUUUUUUAGAAAGGGCUCAGAGUACUAAUUCCAAUGCCUUAAUCCAUGAUCAUUUAUCCAGCAUGCAUAUCUCUGACCAAUACAACAAUCUAGGGAACACUGAAAGAAUGCCUCUUCGGUCUAGAUCUGGUUCAUUACUUGAAGAACAACCAGUGUUAUCUGCAAAUAUGGACCCUUUACAUCCCAAUUACAGAAUUCCUUUUCAGAUUGGUAAAUCAUCUAUGGAAAAGGACUUACUGGAGUUAGAAGCAAAUAAGGGUCAGAGACAUGAAUAUAUGGGCACAAUUAAUAAUUUAGUUCCUGGGAUGUCGGACAUGUCAGAGCAAGUGGAAAACAUCAUGAAUUCCAUGGAACUACCUGCAAUUGCCCAUAGUAGACAUAGCUCACUGAGCAGUGCAGGUGGUGAUGGCUCAUUUGGUCGAGAGAUAGGUUUGAAUAAUUCACGAGAUGAGGUUUCUGGUGACAGGAUACCUCCUUCAACCAAAGGUUUUGAUAAUACUUUCCAUAAGCGCCCCCAUGUGUCUCGGGUUUUAUCUUCACCUGAUGUCCAGUCAGACCAGCCAUCCGCACCCAGUGUCAAUCAAAAUAACUUAAUAAAUCUCACAUCUAGUGAAGGGAGACGAGAACCGUCUGCAAAUUCGUCAAUGAGUAGCAUGACAGAUGCUCAGGCUGCUGGAAAAAAAGAGGUUCGGUUUAGAUCUUCUUCGUUCAGUGAAGGUGCUGUGUCAGAGACAUCAUUUAUGGACAUGCUGAAAAAGCCCGUUCUUCCUGAGGUGGUGGUGGAGUCGCAUGCCGGUAGUGGAAUUGGGAGUGAGUCAUCUGAUGCAGCACAAGCAGCAAGAGGGGGGAAAAAGAAAGGGAAGAAAGGAAAACAGAUAGAUCCUUCUCUUCUUGGUUUCAAGGUCUCCAGUAACCGGAUCAUGAUGGGUGAGAUUCAACGCCCUGAAGAUUGAUAGUUAAUUGCUUGUAGAUUAGGUGUAAAAUUUUGCGAAUUUUUGUUUUUUUUGGGGGGAUAAAGGAUGAAAUGGUGUACAGUCCGCUAGAGCAUAGCUAUAAUAUCUGAAUACAUCUGUUUUUUACGAUAGGUGUAUAAUAGAUUUGCAUUUUUAAAGCGUCGACGAGUGUGUACAUAGUCAGUCAGUCAGUCACUGAUGAGUGUAUAUAAACGAGGAAGCUAUGCUUGUUAUAUGGCUAUGCUUAUUAUAUGGUGGAUGAUUUUGGUGUGUGGGAGGAGGGGGGAUAGACACAAUAGAAGAAUCAAAGAGAAUUAAUUGUAUCCAUCGUGGUUUGUUCAAGAGUUAAAUUCUUAUUCUCUUCAUUUCAAAA
Molecule: messenger RNA, 5447 nt
Organism: Vigna unguiculata (cowpea)
Lineage: Eukaryota; Viridiplantae; Streptophyta; Magnoliopsida; Fabales; Fabaceae
Molecular function (GO): protein binding
Source: RefSeq, a predicted model, not a curated record